Mustela lutreola (European mink) is the source of this 4809-nucleotide messenger RNA. RefSeq names its product adhesion G protein-coupled receptor G2 (gene ADGRG2). The coding region runs from base 200 to 3244 and encodes 1014 amino acids. The transcript has 29 exons. The record is from RefSeq and is a predicted model, not a curated record. Gene Ontology annotation, cellular component: membrane. Gene Ontology annotation, molecular function: G protein-coupled receptor activity. NCBI's taxonomy places the organism in Eukaryota, Metazoa, Chordata, Mammalia, Carnivora, Mustelidae. Gene Ontology annotation, biological process: cell surface receptor signaling pathway; adenylate cyclase-activating G protein-coupled receptor signaling pathway.
ACGCCGCGCUGGGCUGCUGGAGAGCAGGCGGGCGAGCGGUCCCGGAGCGACGGGGGCGGCGCCCAGCCCGCGGGAAGGGGGAGGGACGCGGCCGGAGGGAAAAGGAGGGCCGGAGGGCGCCAGCGGCCAGCGGGUCGGCCGGGAUUGGCAGAUUUGUACAGAGUCUCUCCAUCUUCUCUUUUGAAUUUCCUGCUGCAGGAUGUUUUUCUAUGGCAGACAGUGUGGCCAUGUUGGCAGACCUGAAGAAGUUUUACCGCUGUUCAAGAUAUUUCUUAUCAUCAUUUGUCUUCAUGUUAUCCUGGUUACAUCCUUAGAAGAUAAUGCUGAUAAUUCCAGUCUGUUAUCACCAUCUGUUGAAUCGUCUUUUGUUGGUUUUGUCCCCUACACCAAUGAGGUUGAAACUACAAGCCUAAAUGAUGCUACUUCGAGUGUAUUAUCCACUUUAAACAAAACAGAAAAAACUAAAAUCACUAUAGUAAAAACCUUCAAUGCAUCAGGAGUCAAACCCCAGAGAAAUAUCUGCAAUUUGUCGUCUAUUUGCAAUGACUCAGCAUUCUUUAGAGGUGAAAUAAUGUUUCCAUAUGAAGAAAGCAAUGGUACCCAGAAUCAAAAUGCGGCUAAUGGCACCUUAUCGGGCAUCUUGUCUCUAAGGGAAUCGAGACGAUCAGAGCUAAACAAAAUCCUGCAAACCUUAAGUGAGACUUAUUUUACCGUGUGUGCCACAGCAGAGGCCCAAAGCACAUUAAAUUGUACAUUCACAAUAAAAAUGAAUAAAACAAUGAACAUAUGUGCUGUAAUGGUUGCUUUGAAAAGUGCAAAGAUUCAUCCGAUGGAACAGUGCUGCUGUUCUGUCAGGAUACCAUGCCCUUCCUCGCCGGAAGAGUUAGGAAAACUGCAGUGUGACCUGCAGGAUCCCGUUGAAUGUCUUGCUGGUCAUCCUGAUGGCUCACCAUUUUCUUCUAGCAAUUCCAUCCCUGUUGUUCCUCAGGCCACCAUUCUGUCCCAGGUCUCCAGUGCCUUCUCUUUUCGUGAACCUCUAAAUCAUCCACCUCUAACCCAGAGCCCUCCAACACAAGUGAUUCACCUUCCUUCUCCCCAGCCUUCAGCUCCCCUAGCUUCGAGCUCUGCCAUGGAUACGCCUCCCAGUUCUGGAACUAUCUCUUCUCCUACGCCCCAAACUGAUCUUUCCCAGACACUGCCACCUGUGAAAUCCUCACUUUCUUCUCCCACCGCAUCUGCCCCUGUGGAUGUCAUCACGGCCACCUCCCCUCCUGACAAGACAGAAAUGGUUUAUACCAGCAGCAUCAGUGUUUCUGAUCUUGAGAGUCAAGUGUCCCAGAUGGAAAAGACUCUGUCCUUGGGUAGCUUGGAGCCUAACCUCGCAGGAGAAAUGAUAAACCAUGUCAGCAAACUCCUUCAUUCCCCACCUGCCUUGCUGGCUCCUCUGGCCCAGAGAUUGCUAAAAAUAGUAGAUGACAUUGGCUUACAGCUGAAUUUUUCCACCAAGACCAUAACUCUCACCUCCCCUUCCUUGGCUCUGGCUGUAAUCAGAGUGAAUGCUAGUAAUUUCGACACAACUACCUUCGCUGCCCAAGACCCUGCAAAUCUUCAGGUUUCUCUGGAAACCCGCCCUCCUGAGAACAGUAUUGGUGUUAUUACACUGCCAUCAUCACUGAUGAGUAAUUUACCAGCUAAUGAUGUGGAGCUCGCUUCCAGGAUUCAGUUUAACUUCUUUGAAACACCUGCCCUGUUUCAGGACCCUGCCCUGGAGAACCUCUCUCUGAUCAGCUACGUCAUAUCGUCCAGCGUGGCAAACCUGACGGUCAAGAACUUGGCAAGAAACGUGACGGUCACCUUAAAGCACAUCACCCCAAGCCAGGAUGACUUAACCGUGAGAUGUGUAUUUUGGGACUUGGGCAGAAAUGGUGGCCGAGGAGGCUGGUCGUCGGAUGGCUGCUCUGUGAAAGACAGGAAGCAGAACGAGACCGUCUGUACGUGCAGCCACCUUACAAGCUUUGGCGUCCUACUGGAUCUAUCUCGGACAUCCUUGCCACCUUCUCAGAUGAUGGCUCUGACGUUUAUCACCUAUAUUGGUUGUGGGCUUUCAUCAAUUUUUCUGUCAGUUACUCUGGUAACCUACUUAGCCUUUGAGAAGCUUCGGAGGGAUUAUCCUUCCAAAAUCCUCAUCCAGCUGUGUGCGGCUCUGCUCCUACUGAACCUGGUGUUCCUCUUGGACUCGUGGAUAGCUCUGUACGACAUGCGAGGCCUCUGCAUCUCCGUGGCUGUGUUUCUGCACUAUUUUCUGUUGGUCUCAUUCACCUGGAUGGGCCUGGAAGCAUUCCACAUGUAUCUGGCCCUUGUGAAAGUGUUUAAUACUUACAUCCGGAAAUACAUCCUCAAAUUCUGCAUUGUUGGUUGGGGGGUACCAGCUGUGGUCGUGACCAUCGUCUUGGCUAUAUCCCCAAGUAACUAUGGCCUCGGAUCCUAUGGGAAAUUCCCCAAUGGCUCACCUGAUGACUUUUGCUGGAUCAACAGCAAUGCUGUAUUCUAUAUUACAGUUGUGGGAUAUUUCUGUGUGAUAUUUUUGCUGAACGUCAGCAUGUUCAUCGUGGUCCUGGUUCAGCUCUGUCGAAUUAAAAAGAAGAAACAACUGGGAGCCCAGCGGAAAACCAGUAUUCAAGACCUCAGGAGCGUUGCCGGCCUUACGUUUUUACUGGGCAUUACUUGGGGUUUUGCCUUCUUCGCCUGGGGACCAGUUAACGUCACUUUCAUGUAUCUCUUCGCCAUCUUUAACACCUUACAAGGAUUUUUCAUAUUCAUCUUUUACUGCGUAGCAAAAGAGAACGUCAGAAAGCAAUGGAGGCGGUAUCUUUGUUGUGGAAAGUUACGGCUGGCUGAAAAUUCUGACUGGAGUAAAACUGCUACUAAUGGUUUAAAGAAGCAGACUGUAAACCAAGGAGUGUCCAGCUCUUCAAAUUCCUUACAGUCAAACAGUAACUCCACGCACUCCACCACGCUGCUGGUGAAUACCGAUUGCUCGGGCCUUGCGAGCGGGAACGGGAAUGCUUCAACGGAGAAGAAUGGUGUUUCUUUCAGUGUUCAGAAUGGAGAUGUGUGCCUUCAUGAUUUCACUGGAAAACAGCACAUGUUUACUGAGAAAGAAGAUGUGUGCAACGGUAAAAGCCGUAUCGCUCUCAGAAGGACUUCAAAGCGGGGAAGUUUACACUUUAUUGAGCAAAUGUGAUUCCUUUUUCUAAAAACAAAGCAUGAUGCUUGACAGUGUGAAAAUGUCCAAUUUUACCUUUUACACAAUGUGAGAUGUGUGAAAAUCAACUAAUUUUAUACUCAGCAACCUCUGGAGGAACAUAUGCUAAUUGAGGGCAAUGGUUAUUGGAAGAGGAAACCCAAGACAUUAUCCAUGGUUUUUAGACAUUUGCCAUCUGGUUUUUAACCUUCAUUUUAAAAGAAGGUUGGGUUUAAACAAUACAGUAAGAAUAAGACUCGUUUAAAAUCAAAGUAGUUCAUUUCUAGCCGUAUUCUAAAGAGGCCGAGUCAUCUAUGAUAAGGUCCGAUAAAGCAACUGUUGACUUCAGCCUGUUGGUGAGUUCAGUUGUGCAUGCCUUUGUUGUAAAUAAGCUAAAUUCUAGUGACCCCCAUGUCAAAUAUCUUCUACAUUUCUUGUAUUUAUUUUCUACUGUGUAAAUUAAUUUCUUUGUAGAAUCGUGGUUGUGUUAUUGUGUCUAAUGUGAUAAUUCAGAAAAUCCUUGCUGGUUCAGUGAAUUCUAAAGCUCCUUUUGGAGAUUAUAUGGGAUGUGAAAUACGGAAGCUUCACUGAAAUCAAGAAAUAAUGGUGCCAGCCCAACUGGAAAAAAUGACAGUGCCACAAUUAGCUCAUUAGUGCCUUUGAGCAAGUUGGAAAAAUGUGCCCCCACUCCCCGGGCAGACACAGCCCCGAGUGCUCAUGGUUUGGCAGACAAAGUGGGGGGGCAUAUUUUAGCCCCAUGUAUCCUCUUGGGUGCACCAUUGUGUAGGGCACCAAGUGUACAACAAACGUGGCAGCCAAUCCCAGUGCCCAUCUCCUGACCUCAUUCCUAGUCAGCAGAUUAUGGAACCUGCACCAAGAUGUUUCACCUAGUACCUUGGCCACAGAGAAGGAUGGAACCGUGAUCUAGACCAUCUGUCAGGAAAAUUGUGAAUGUGGAGGAGAUCCGUACACCGCCACUUCUCACAUCCCCAGAGCCUUUCAGACAAGGGGAGGAGAGUAGGAUUGAUUCCCUUUUAAAGGAGAGGUAGAUGAAGAAAAAAAAAUCCUAUUGCUGUUCUUUAAAAGGCAACUGCAUAGUACUUUAGUUGUCAUGACUGGUACUUUCUGGGCCAGCCAGACUUACGAUUAUUUUUUAAAAGGUGUCAAGUCUUGAAGAAUGUAUAGUGACAAGGGGGAGCAGCUGUUGGGAGCGUGAACUAUCCUGCAAUGCUAUUGUUUCCGUAUGUAUCAAACCCUGAUUGCUCUUAGUUACAGAGGGUUUAUCGUGCUUCCUGGCUAUAGCGGCCUGAGCUACGCCUCAGGAGUGUCCUGAUGAGGAACCUUGCAAAACCCUGUAGUUAGGUCUUUCACUACAGUUCCCUCGCAUAUAUUUCAAGGGAAGGUCGUAGCCCCAGCUAACCAUAGUAAUAAUGUAAUACACCUCUGUGAGUGCUGAUUUGCCUUUGCAAUAUUUCUUCUCUGAUUUAUUUAAUUGUCUUGUAUUUAUGUCAGAAUCGACAAAAAUGUUAAGAUCGCCAAAAUAAAUUUGUAGUUCAGUCCUUCGA